This is a messenger RNA of Manacus vitellinus (golden-collared manakin), 1533 nucleotides long. Its product is annotated as solute carrier family 22 member 5. Lineage: Eukaryota; Metazoa; Chordata; Aves; Passeriformes; Pipridae. Gene Ontology annotation, cellular component: membrane. Gene Ontology annotation, biological process: transmembrane transport. The transcript is spliced from 10 exons. The record is from RefSeq and is a predicted model, not a curated record. Bases 71 to 1366 code for a protein of 431 amino acids. Gene Ontology annotation, molecular function: transmembrane transporter activity.
UCAGUGACUUCCUCUUGGACAAUGGGCACCUGAGGGAAGGGGAUGGUUGCAGAGUGGUUCUGGCAGGCUGAUGCUGUCAUCACUGUGGAAUCUCGUGUGUGACAACGACUGGAAGGGACCCCUGAGCACCUCCCUGUUUUUCGUGGGUGUCCUGCUGGGAUCGUUCGUAUCAGGACAAGUCUCAGACAAGUUUGGCAGGAAGAAUGUGCUGUUUGCAACUCUGGCAAUGCAGACUGGCUUCAGCUUCAUACAGGUCUUCUCUACCAGCUGGGAGAUGUUUUCAGUGUUGUUUUUGCUGGUUGGCAUGGGACAGAUAUCUAACUACGUGGCAGCAUUUGUUCUUGGCACAGAAAUUCUUGGCAAAUCAAUCCGUGUGUUGUUCUGCACCCUGGGGGUGUGCAUAUUUUAUGCAAUUGGCUACAUGUUGCUGCCACUCUUCGCUUACUUCAUCCGGGACUGGCGGAUGCUGCUGCUGGCACUCACCCUGCCCGGGCUGCUCUGCAUCCCUCUCUGGUGGGUCAUUCCAGAGUCUCCACGGUGGUUGAUCUCCCAGGGAAGGUUUCAGGAGGCAGAAGACAUCCUCAGAAAAGCUGCAAAAACUAAUGGCGUUACAGCCCCAGAUGUCAUACUUGACCCUAGUGAGCUGCAAGAUGUGAAUUCCCAGAAGCAACAGACAUACACCAUUUUGGAUCUAAUGAGAACCCGAAAUAUUUUAACUAUCACUAUUAUGUCAGUGCUUAUUUGGAUGAUCAUCUCCGUUGGCUAUUUCGGGCUGUCUCUGGACACGCCCAACCUGCACGGGGACGUGUACGUGAACUGCUUCCUGUCGGCGGUGAUCGAGGUGCCCGCCUACACCAUCUCCUGGGUGCUGCUGCGCAGCCUGCCCCGCCGCUACUCCAUGGCCGCCGCGCUCUUCCUGGGCGGCUGCGUCCUGCUCUUCAUCCAGCUCGUGCCCGCACAUCUCCGUGCUCUGUCUAUUUUCCUGGUGAUGGCAGGGAAGUUUGGCAUCACAUCAGCCUUUUCCAUGGUCUAUGUUUACACGGCUGAGCUCUACCCCACAGUGGUGAGGAACAUGGGGGUUGGAGCGAGCUCCAUGGCCUCCAGGCUGGGCAGCAUCCUCUCCCCGUACUUCGUUUACCUCGGUGCCUACGAUCGAUUCCUGCCUUACAUCCUGAUGGGGAGCCUGACUGUGCUGUCAGGAAUUCUGACACUGUUUCUGCCUGAAAGCUAUGGGAUGCCUCUUCCUGACACCAUUGACCAAAUGCUGUUGGUGAAAGGAUUAGAAUACAGGCCUGCCUCUGGUAGCACAAGGGAUUCCAAGGAGGAAGAAGAGAAUCCAGAGAUCCUUAAAAGCACAGCUUUUUGAUGGACUCCUGUGUACUUCCUGGUGGACUGAAAGUUAAAUGGACUUUCCUUUUAAAAUUCAUUCUAGAAAGGGCUAGUGGCAACACUUUGUUUCCCGCAAUUUUAUCCUUAUUUAUUAAUUUAAGCACUGUGUCCCGUACGUUCUCUUUUUGUAUGAACAGAAAUACU